GGUACACCUGUAUGUGAAGGACUGCCCUCAAAUUUCAGUCUCUUUUUCCGACUUCCGUAGCAGGAAACCAUUCCAACUCAAUAAUGAAAUAAUUUACAGGUUGAAAGAUAUCAAUCCCCUCAAUGACUUUGCUCAACUGGAAGCAAGAAGUUCAUGAAUCAGAUAUAACGUUAAUGAGAGAGAAAAUGUGCUUUAAAGACUACUGAGGCAGCGGAGAUGACCACACAAGGAGCUGAUGCCGGCAAAGAAGAAGACGACUUCAGAAGGAGGGAGACAAUCUCAAAGCCAUUCAAGACUUCUGGAGUUCUAAUAAUACUGCGGCAGCUGAGAAUAACAACUUGCAUUCUUCACAAGCCGGUCACAUUGAUCCCCCACCCGAACCCAUCUUGCAAAUCGGGUACCACACACUUGUGGCUGCUGAAUCCGCAGAUGUUCCAAAGACCAUGGCCAUGGCUGCCGACACCAACUUCAUCCAGGGAUGGGUGCUUUGAGCACACUAUAGCUAUAGCUUGUACUCUAGCUAGCUUCAAUUCAGUACUCUUUAAUAUAAAUAAACAAAAUACUUUAUAUCAGGAUUUGGAAACUGCAUAAUGCUGUCCAGAAUAUUUACAUACUUGAAAAUAUGGAUGACAAGAUCAAGAUGUAUAAAUUGAGCACCAUGCUUGAAUGCCAAUUGUGGCAAGACAU
This is a messenger RNA of Fragaria vesca subsp. vesca, 687 nucleotides long. RefSeq lists its product as uncharacterized. Lineage: Eukaryota; Viridiplantae; Streptophyta; Magnoliopsida; Rosales; Rosaceae. The record is from RefSeq and is a predicted model, not a curated record. The transcript is spliced from 4 exons. Gene Ontology annotation, molecular function: ADP binding. Gene Ontology annotation, biological process: signal transduction. The coding region runs from base 217 to 591 and encodes 124 amino acids.